GGUUGGAGGGUGUGGCUCAGGAAUUCUCCACAGACCUCUCUCCUUCGUGUUCUUUCACAGGUUUCUUUCCGCAGGUUUAACUCUGACUAGACUUCUCUGGGAACCGCAGGUUUAACUCUGUGUGACUCGACUUCUCUGGGAACCGCAGGUUUAACUCUGACUAGACUUCUCUGGGAACCGCAGGUUUAACUCUGACUAGACUUCUCUGGGAACCGCAGGUUUAACUCUGACUAGACUUCUCUGGGAACCGCAGGUUUAACUCUGACUAGACUUCUCUGGGAACCGCAGGUUUAACUCUGACUAGACUUGUCUGGGAGCCGUCGGUUUAACUCUGACUAGACUUGUCUGGGAACCGCAGGUUUAACUCUGACUAGACUUCUCUGGGAACCGUAGGUUUAACUCUGACUAGACUUCUCUGGGAACCGCAGGUUUAACUCUGACUAGACUUCUCUGGGAACCGCAGGUUUAACUCUGACUAGACUUCUCUGGGAGCCGUCGGUUUAACUCUGACUAGACUUGUCUGGGAUAUUUCUCUCCACCACCAAACGUGUGCUGUAUUUUAGCAUGGGAGUCGUAGGAGGAAUCAAAUGCAUCAAAUAUCUGAUGUUCAUGUUCAACUUCCUCUUCUGGUUGGCAGGAACAGGAGUGUUGGCCGUAGGGCUGUGGCUGCGUUUUGACUCUCGGACUGAGGGACUGUUCAGUGGAGAGGACUCUCCUUCUGUCUUCUUCACCGGUGUGUAUAUUCUGAUCGCUGCGGGGGCGCUGAUGAUGGUUGUUGGGUUCCUGGGCUGCUGUGGAGCCAUUAAGGAAUCCCCCUGUAUGCUCGGACUGUUCUUCUUCUUCCUGUUGUUGAUCUUUGGGGUGGAGGUAGCAGCAGGGAUCUGGGGGCUCUCCAAUAAAGAUACGGUGGUGGAAGACAUCACAGAGUUCUACAAGCAGACUUACAAUAACUACAUGAACACCAAGCAGGAGGCCCUGAAGGAGACAUUACGCCUCAUACACUUUGGACUGAACUGCUGCGGCGUGACAGGCACGAUAAUUGACAGCGCCAGGGAGACCUGCCCAAAGAAGGAAGGACUGGAGGCUCUGAUUACCACGAGUUGCCCAGCGGCCAUUGACGAGGUGUUCAACUCUAAACUCCAUAUCAUUGGAGGAGUGGGCAUCGGAAUUGGAGUCCUCAUGAUCUUUGGGAUGAUCUUCAGCAUGCUGCUGUGCUGUGCCAUCAGGAGGUCCCGUGACAUCAUGUAGACUCAGACUCUGCCAUUCCGUGCACUUAACUUAUCUGUGUGUCUGUCCUCAAUAGAUGUUAAAUGCUCACUAGGUUUGUACUGCCAUUCGAGUUAGUUGUCAGUUUUAGGCUGGCAGCCAACCAGCCAGCCAGCCAGCCAGUCAGUCAGGCUCUACCCUGGAUGGAAACUCAGUCUCCUGUGAAUGUGUGGAGCUGUGCUGAGGUUUCUGGCUGUGUAACAAUGUAAUCAGUGUAUCGUUUCAUCACUGUAGAAGCAAAACGCCUUCAAAUCUGCCAGAAUUUAAUCUGUUGUAUGUGCUUUAAAAACCUGACUAUGUUUCUCCUCAUAUUGCCUGUUUGUUCAGCUACAUGGACUGUAAUAACUUUAUGGCAGAGUACAGAUUUUAUAAACAUUUUUAUUGCAACUAUUUUGAUGUACAAAGAUGUGUAUUUCUUUGAAUUGCCAAAUAAAAGGACUUAAUAUGGA
Messenger RNA from Oncorhynchus tshawytscha (Chinook salmon), 1715 nucleotides. RefSeq names its product CD9 antigen-like. Lineage: Eukaryota; Metazoa; Chordata; Actinopteri; Salmoniformes; Salmonidae. Gene Ontology annotation, cellular component: membrane. The coding region runs from base 565 to 1248 and encodes 227 amino acids. The record is from RefSeq and is a predicted model, not a curated record. The transcript has 9 exons.